Messenger RNA from Monoraphidium neglectum, 858 nucleotides. RefSeq lists its product as hypothetical. The transcript has 7 exons. Lineage: Eukaryota; Viridiplantae; Chlorophyta; Chlorophyceae; Sphaeropleales; Selenastraceae. Gene Ontology annotation, molecular function: protein kinase activity; ATP binding. Gene Ontology annotation, biological process: protein phosphorylation. Bases 1 to 858 code for a protein of 285 amino acids. The record is from RefSeq and is a predicted model, not a curated record.
AUGCACUCAGGGGGGAACGAUCAGGCCAAGGCUGUGGCCCACGCCAUGGAGAUGGCCGUGCUGUCGAGCGUGCAGCACCCCAGCAUCGUCCAGGCCUACGCCUGCCUGCCAGACAUGGCACGGCUGCCAGACGACACCAGGUCGCCGGCGCCGACCCUGACCUUCCGCGGGCUGCUGCCUGGGGAGGACGCCCACGGCGCUGCCGCCUGCGACGUUCUCAUCAUGGAGCUCUGCGACCGAGGCACCUUGCGCGACGCCCUUGCCGCCGGCGCGCUGCCCGCCGGCCCCGCCGCCGGCGCCCCCUGGGGUGUGGCCGUGCUGCUGCUGGACGUGGCAGCCGGCCUCCACUACCUCCAUUCCAUUGGCCUCGCACAUGGCGGUGUCGAGGCUGAAAACGUCCUGCUAAAGACCAGCGCCGAUCGCGAUGGGCCAGGCGUGCAGGCCAAGCUGGGUGGCUUCGGCAAAGCUCGCAUCCUGCCUCGCCUGGGCGGCCGCGGCGACCCCCUGGAGGCCCUCUCCCUCGCCGGCGGCGCCUCGCACAGCACCCUUGUUGGCGCUGACUCAGCAGGCUCAGACGGAGGGCUCCUGUCAGACGGCCUCGUCGUCGUCACCGCCAGCCCGGGCAACUGCGCGCGCUGCUGCAGCGGGGGCACGCCAGCCGCGUCGUUCGCCGGCGAUGUGUAUGCUUUUGGCGCCCUGCUGCUGCAGACCCUGGACACCUGCCGCGGAGUGCUUGGCCCCACGUCCGGCCCCACCCGCUGCGCCUACAGUGCCCUGGCGGCAGACUGCAUGGCGCCUGCCGCCUCUUUUCGCCCCACGAUGGCUGCCGUUGCGGCGCGCCUCGAAGCCAUGGCUUGA